Molecule: messenger RNA, 2523 nt
Organism: Chenopodium quinoa (quinoa)
Lineage: Eukaryota; Viridiplantae; Streptophyta; Magnoliopsida; Caryophyllales; Amaranthaceae
Product: phosphatidylinositol/phosphatidylcholine transfer protein SFH11-like
Exons: 2
Coding region: 1217-2407 (396 amino acids)
Source: RefSeq, a predicted model, not a curated record
AGAAAAAUGUAGAAUGUAGCAAAUUAUAAUAUAUAGUGGACCAUAAAAUCAUAGCACAUGCAUAACCUUAUAUUAUAUAUUUAUAUGUAUAGUGGGACAUAUUGUAAGAAAAAGAUUCCAAUAUGAUACUAGAGUAGGUAAGGAUCCAAUUAUUCAUAUCUUGUUUCCAAAUUAAACUAAUGAUUUUGUAGGUUAUUUGAGGGCAAUGGAGUUAAUGAUGCUUAGCUAAACAAUAAAUUUUCUAAACACUCUUUCUAAUAAACUAAUAUAUUAAAUAGAAUUGCAGGUUACUUGUAUUAAUCUAAAAUCUUUUUUUUUUUUUUUUGUUAUUCAUGGUGAUUUUUUUGUUUAAGUUAAUGAAGUGUAGAUGUAUGAACCUCUUUUUAUUUUAUUUUUUUUGUUUAAGUUAAUGUAGUGAUAAAUUGUUUUAUAAAGAUACAUGAACUUUAAUUUGAUUUAUAGUCGUCAAUUUCAAGGUAAUUUUGGCGCCCUAAUGAAUUGAUUUGCCCUUGAAAUUAGUGAAAGAUGAAAAGAUGAAAACUUUUAAAAAGAGACUUGAUAAUGGUAAGUUGGUAACCCAAAUAUGUCCCACAAAUAAGUUAAGGUUUUGAACAUGAAUUAUCAUGGAUAUAAGAAUUUAGUACUUUCAAGUAUGUCAUUGAGACUAUAUAAAGGUUAAUAAGUUUAAAGAUUACUCCGUAUUAUGAAUAAAACAGUGAUAAAGCCAUUUAAAGAGACUAACAACUCUUCAACUAACACACAUUUUGCCUUAAGUUCAUGGGCCUAGCUUGGUUUAAACUUCCAAUGAGGAAAGAUGCAAUCAGGCCCAAGCUAGCCGGGCCGAUUCGGCUAGUACAGCAAGUCCGGUUUACAGCUUCUGUUUUACUACUAUCAGGCCACAUGACAACAUGAAUGUUAUGAUGCAUGUAACUAUGUAAGGUGUAACAUACAUUCCUUUAGUAAGCAGCAACAUAGAUUCUCUGAUUUUUCUCUUUAAAAAGCAUUUGCACUUGAUUUCAACUAUGGAUUGUAUGGAAAAGGUUUCAGGAAUCUGUAGGUAGGUUAAUCUAAGAAGACAUACUCUAUUUAGGUAACACAAAAUAUUCUAUGCGGACCAUGUAAGGCAAAAAAAAUUAUGUUACUUAUGGUUAAGAAAUUGUUUAGAUAUUCUAAGAGCGCGAUCCACGAGUUGUUGUAUUAGUUUUAGUCCUAGAAAAUGUCUUCGUCUUUUAAGGUGUUACAAAUUUUAGGGAAAAAAGUUUGGAGGAACAAAGGUGAUGAGAUAGAGGAUGUACAUGAUCCUAAUGAUGAUCAAGCUGUACAACAGUUACGCGAAGCACUGCUUCAAGAGCAGGACAGGCAGGUUAUAGCAGAUAGGAAGCCAUAUGAUUAUCAUACUUUAUUGAGGUUUUUGCAUACAAAAGACUAUGAUAUCUCAAAAGCUAAAGAAUCAUUUCUCAAUCAUCUAAAAUGGAGGGAGGAGUUUGGGGUUGACGCGAUUGCUAAAGAGUUUAAGUUUGAGGAAUACAAAGAUGUUCAUAAGUUUUAUCCUCAUGGUUAUCACGGCGUGGAUAGAAGUGGGAGGCCAGUGUAUAUUGAGAGGAUGGGGAUGUUAGACCUUGAGGGACUUCUUCAGAGAACAACUCUUGAUAGGCUGGUGAAGCAUCAUGUGUAUGAGCAGGAAAAAACAGCGCGAUUGAGGUACCCUGCUUGUACAGUUUCUGCAGGGAAGCGAAUUGGUUCAACCACAGCUAUUCUAGAUGUGAAAGGGAUUGGAAUCUCUAGCUUCUCCAAACAAGCAAGAUAUCUGUUCUUGGAGUUUCAGAAGAUUGACAGCAAUUACUAUCCUGAUACUCUGAACAGCCUUUACAUUGUCAAUGCAGGGUCUGGUUUUCGCGCUCUUUGGAAGGCUCUGAAGACUUUUCUUGAUGCACAUACUGCUGCAAAGAUACAGGUUUUAGGGACUAACUUCAGAAGUAAACUCGUUGAGGCUAUCGAUCCAAGUAACUUGCCAAGUUUCCUUGGUGGAGAAUGCUUGUGUUCUGAUCAUGGUGGAUGUAUGUUAAGCGAUAAAGGACCAUGGAAUGAUCCGGAGAUUUUACAGCUGCUUAAGUCUAAUAAGAUUGAGGAGUAUUAUGAUGAUACAAUGAAAGUGGAACAAACCUGGUUGAGUGCUCAAAGUACACCAGAUUACAAAAACAAGCAAUUCACAAAGGAAGGAGAAGAUAAUGCACCAUUAUCAGAAACAAUAAAACAGCUGCAAAUCACAGCUGAUGAAGCAGAGAAAAGAUUUCGCGCUAUGGAAGCAGCACUUGGAGAGACUAAACAGGUGUUGCAAAGAUUUUCAGAACAAUUAAAAGGUCUGCAGUUGAAGUUGGUAAACACUGCAGAGUCGAAGACAAGUUGAAAUACAUAGUAGAUUAGAAUUAGUACUACUUAUAUCUUAGUUGUUAUUAUUCUUCUUGCAGUUGAUCAUAACAAAGUGUACUAUAUAUAGUCCAAAAUAAGUCACUAUUAAAAUUA